Molecule: messenger RNA, 1089 nt
Organism: Fusarium venenatum
Lineage: Eukaryota; Fungi; Ascomycota; Sordariomycetes; Hypocreales; Nectriaceae
Source: RefSeq, a predicted model, not a curated record
AUGAAAGUCGGCAAUAUUCUGAUCACUGUAGCCUCUGGCCUAGGAGCCUUGGCAAAAGUGCCGAAUCACUUCAACGAACGCGCAACAUGCAAUCGAGACAACCUGUUACGAUGCUUCGUAGACCAGCGCUAUUCGAGUCAAGCCAGUGACUUUUGUGCAGACCUUACGCCCUUCACAGCAACAGUCGCAACUUCGAUCAUAACCAUAGUAAGAACUACGACUCUGGAAAAUACUGUAACUGCAAUCGCAGCUCAAGUCACAGAAUUGCACACCACCACUGUCUUUACCGAAACAAUUCCUUCAGCCACGACCGUUGUUACGACUAAUACUGCCGGAGUUGCCAAACGUCAAGCAACUGCGGACCCACCAAAAUGCAUGACGAACGGCGUUACCUAUCUAGCUAGCCGUAUUACUUCAGCGUGCUCCUGUAUCGACGUGCCGGUCUCGACUAUCAGCGUCACACACGUUGUUAGUACAAAUACAGUUACCGAGAUCAACACCAUCUUCGAAACUCCUCUCACUACAGUUACAUCAUGGGAGACAGUUUCGACCGCUACUACUGUCGGUAUCUCGACGGUCACUGUACUGCCACCUGGAAUGAACCGUCUUGCCAAUGGCGAUUUCGAAACUGGUGAUAUGACUGGUUGGGAGCUAUCUCCAGUUUCUUGGAAAACAGAGCUUUACAAUACUGGUCUUCCUUGGAGUCCGUGGAUUUGUAUCGUGAAAGGCUCAGGGGAGAGUCUUGGGUCUUUGCGUCAAGCCAAGCCAGUUUACCUGGAAGCGGGAAGCUACGACAUUGGAUUAAACGCACCUCCUGCUCCCUUUCCAUGGCCCACUAACCAGUGGCUACAGGUAGUUGUAUUCAAACUAGUUAACCACGCUCAAGGAACGACGAUUACUCCCGAGUUUGAAGGUCGAGGGGCUACCCCAUUACUAGGAAGGAUUGUUAUACCACUUCGAGCCCGCUUUCGUGUCCCUGAGGCAGCGGAAGGAUAUUAUGAGGUUGCCUUGGCGUUUCUCACGCAGCCUAUUGCAGGGACACGUCCAACUGGCUCCGGACUCGACGAAAUUUUUCUGAAAAGAGUGUGA